Messenger RNA from Alternaria rosae, 2458 nucleotides. RefSeq lists its product as uncharacterized. NCBI's taxonomy places the organism in Eukaryota, Fungi, Ascomycota, Dothideomycetes, Pleosporales, Pleosporaceae. Bases 288 to 2120 code for a protein of 610 amino acids. Gene Ontology annotation, molecular function: DNA binding; zinc ion binding. Gene Ontology annotation, biological process: DNA-templated transcription. The record is from RefSeq and is a predicted model, not a curated record. The transcript has 2 exons.
CUCUGCGUCGCAAGGACCCUUUUUUCCCACAUGAAGCCACAAUGCUCUUUCGCGCGCAGCCCGGAGAUAAGCAGAGUCCAGGCGAGCGGCUCGCGCCUGGUUGCCUGGUUGCCUGGCUGCCUGCCUAGUUAGUGCCUACCUCGCCACCUACUCUGAGGUGGCCUCUUCCACUCUGCACUCGCAUACCUGAUCAAUACCGCUGUCACGUUGGACAGCUCGUUCCCUUGACAUGUCGUCUGAUCUACCCACACCUGAACUCAGUGCUGAUGCACUGUCCCCAUUGACGCAUGCAAGCAAGUCACAGCGCGUGCUUUCGUGCGUGCUAUGCGCGCACAGAAAGGAGCUUUUGGCAUGCUUUAAAUCGACGAGCAUACGAUGCUGAUGCUGAUGAUGACGGCAGCGACGACGAUUCCGAACACAGUGGCUCUUCGCAACACGCAUUACGGCAAGCCCAGAUUGUGCAAGCUUGGGAUCAUCUCUAUGCGCAUACACUGCACCUUAGCGAAGACCUCCUGUUCUGCUCGCGUAGCACGAGUGUCAGUUUGUCAGUUUUACAUCCCCCGCAAAGCCAGAUCUUCAAACUUUGGCAACUGUACCUUGAGAACGUCGACCCGUUGUUAAAGCUCACUCACACGCCCACGCUUCAGCCACGCAUCAUUGAUGCCGCUAGCGACGUCUCCCAUAUCGAUCCCAAUUUGGAGGCUCUAAUGUUCUCCAUCUACUGUACGGCUAUCUUCAGCCUCAAUCAGGGGCAUUGCCAAUCAUUGUUCGGCAGGCCUAAGCCGGACUUGAUCAGAUCCUACCAGUUGGGUGCAAGAGAGGCGCUGCUGAACUGUAAAUUUUUGAAGUCCAGUGAUCGAGAGUGCCUGACAGCCCUCCAUCUCUACCUGAUCUCGCUCAAACCAGACACAGACCCACGGUCCAUGUCGUCCAUGCUAGGGGCUGCUGUUCGCAUUGCUCAGCGCAUGGGUAUUGACACCGAAUCUACCAAUUCUAGGCAUUGCGUGCUAGAGGCCGAACUGCGCAGAAGACUAUGGUGGUCUCUCACACUUUUCGACAACAGAAUGUCGGAAAUGACCGAGAGCAAAUCCACCACUUUGAUUCCCACAUGGGAUUGCAAAGUCCCUCUCAACGUCAACGAUUUCAGUCUACGGGUCGAGAUGAAGACCGCGCCUGCUGAGUCUGGUAUCAUUUCCGAAGCCUUAUUUGCAGUCGUUCGCAGUCAAAUUGGCGAGUUCAUUCGCCAAAGCCCGUCCCAUCUGGACUUCAUCAAUCCGGCCCUGAAGUGCUUCUCGAAAAAGGCGUUCGACUCUUCACAUUCUGGGGCUGACGAGCUUACCGCAUUUGAGUCGAUGAUAGAGCAAAAGUAUCUUACGCAUUGCGAUGCCCAAAACCCACUGCAUUUUCUGACCAUAUGGACGGCGCGCGCGUCACUCGCAAAGAUCGGAUUUGCAAAUUACCUAUCAACCAACUCAAAGGGGCUUGCGCAGGAAAGUGAGGAGCAGCGCGACGUUGGUCUUGCAUUUGCACGCCGCAUGCUUGAGUGCGAUACGAUGCUCAUGACCUCACCUCUCCUGAUUAGCUUUCGCUGGAUCGUCUACCUGCAUUUUCCAUUCCCUGUCUAUGUUCACCUCGUCCAAGAGCUAAAAAUACGGCCACUAGGCCAACUUGCAGACCGAUUGUGGCAGGCAAUGAGCGACAACUGCGCCGCUCGUUUGAUGGACCUUGAGAAAAAGGACAGUCCAAUAGAAACCAAGCCCCAUAAUCCUUUCUUCACAAUCUUUGGGGGGCUCGUGCUACAGGCUUGGUCGGCACGUGAAGCAGUAACGUCCGAACAAUUGGAUACACCUGCCAUUGUGACGCAAAUCAGACAAAAGAUGGCUCUCAGGGACAAACUAGCGGCUGAGUUGCAAUUCCAGCCACCAGGUUCCGAUAGUGGCAACCCACAAGAGUCCGAGCUUAUUGGUUUGGAUAGUCUCGGCUCCCAAUCAGGCGUCACCCGUGGCAUGAAUAUGAGCAGUGUAGCUUUUCCCAUGGAACAAGCUUCGAUAAGCUAUAGUAGCAGUCCAUGGGAUUGGCCAAUCCCUGCUUGGGCUGCAAUGCCCGGUCAAGGCUGGUGAACCUGCCGUGUUUACGCAUAGGACCUUACGUUCGAUGAGUACAGACGACACGUGAUCGGUGCCAUGGAAGUCAUCGCCAAGACGGAAUGCUCGUUACAUCAAUAGACUGACUCGAACUUUAACAACCAGGGUGUCUGAGCUGCCACGACAGAUUCACCGAGCCUCCUUUCAGUUCCGUGUCAAAGAUCCAGUGCAAACGCCGCCAUUGUCUCGGCUGACCUAGCCGCAUUCACACCAGGAUACCCCAAUCGCCUCCUGCACUCCGGCCGUUGUGCCGACAGCCGUAACUUUUCACUUUUCAACGUCGCGUAUCGCAGCUACGAUAGAUUGCGUUACUG